CUCCACCAUUCACCGACGAGCAAUUGUCAAUCAUUGGCAGUGGCGCCGUCAAGAACAGUUGCCACAUGAUGCUUUCGACGAAUCUCGGCUGGUGACAACACGAUGUUGCCCAGUCAAUCACAAUGUCCACAAACUGGCAAACAGGCUUGACCUUCAGUGACCGUCUCGUGGCAACCUCUAAAAUUUCAGCGGCGUAUACUGCAGCGAAUCCGAAUUGCGCCCCAUCGGAAGCUUCCAAAUAUGCAAAGGGCGUCGAAGAAUCCGCGAGGAAGCAUGCUACGUCUAUGACCGAAUAUGCGGAGCAGUGCGCAGAGGCCACUCGCCGCCUACUCCACUCUGCAGAGUCUGGGUCGGAAACAGAGAACCAUGUGCCCGAGGCGUCGGUAGUCGAAGAAACGACAGACCCGGGCGUUUGCAUCGGUCGGUACACUAAUGCGCGGCAUUUUGUAGACGGCUUGUUCUCCGAGGUCUACAAAGCGAGUCUCCCAGGAACUGAGUCUACGACUGGUCGAGGUCGGACUGUCGCACUCAAGGUAACGACCACAUCGUUGGUUAGACCUCCGCACAAUGCCGAAAGAGAGGCCCGCAUAUUACUCGUGGCAAUUUCACCACACGUAGUUCCCCUGCUGGAGUCCUUCAAGCAGCCCGGUGGCAAGCUGGUCCUCGCCUUCCCAUAUAUGCUUCACGAUCUGGACGUCCUCCUGCAUAGGAGACAGCUCCCCAGCCAAGCCCGACGGCCUAUCUUACGGGACCUUUUCUCGGGUCUGGCGCACCUGCACAGUCUGGGCAUCAUCCACCGGGACAUCAAACCAUCCAAUAUCCUUCUCGCAUCUCCCACGGGUCCGGCGUACAUUGCUGAUUUUGGCAUCGCUUGGUCCGCAACAGAUGCCGCAUCAGAGCCUGCCAAGGACAAGAUUCUCGAUGUCGGUACGACAUGCUAUCGGCCGCCGGAACUGCUGUUCGGACAUGCCGCGUAUGACUGCUCACUGGAUCUGUGGGCUGCUGGCUGCGUUGCUGCGCAAGUCAUUUGCUUGAACGGCAAGACUUUAUUCGAUGCUGGGGAUCUUGGAAGCGAGUUGGCGUUGAUCAAGAGUAUCUUUGAGACGCUUGGAACGCCUAAUACGAGUGUCUGGCCUGAGGCGGCAACUUUCCCCGAUUGGGGCAAGAUGAACUUUCGGAUCUAUCCCCGCCGACCAUGGGAGCAGAUACUGCCUGGCGUGGAAGUCGACGCGUUGGACUUUGUGAGCAGGCUGGUGGUGUAUGAGUCGGGGAGUAGGCUUCGGCCGGAGCAAGCUUUACAGCAUCCGUAUCUCAGAACCUAGCAUGCUGAAUGGAGGAACUGAGCUUCCGCAAUCCCAUUAGAUCUAUUGAAAUGCAUAUUAUAUGUCUCCGUG
Molecule: messenger RNA, 1394 nt
Organism: Neohortaea acidophila
Lineage: Eukaryota; Fungi; Ascomycota; Dothideomycetes; Mycosphaerellales; Teratosphaeriaceae
Product: cell division protein kinase
Exons: 4
Coding region: 123-1322 (399 amino acids)
Biological process (GO): protein phosphorylation
Cellular component (GO): nucleus; cytoplasm
Molecular function (GO): cyclin-dependent protein serine/threonine kinase activity; ATP binding
Source: RefSeq, a predicted model, not a curated record